This is a messenger RNA of Armigeres subalbatus, 327 nucleotides long. RefSeq names its product SRA stem-loop-interacting RNA-binding protein, mitochondrial-like. The record is from RefSeq and is a predicted model, not a curated record. Gene Ontology annotation, cellular component: nucleus; cytosol. NCBI's taxonomy places the organism in Eukaryota, Metazoa, Arthropoda, Insecta, Diptera, Culicidae. The transcript has a single exon. Gene Ontology annotation, molecular function: mRNA 3'-UTR binding. Bases 1 to 276 code for a protein of 91 amino acids.
AUGUCUUCCUCUGGUGCAAGCGCGAUCGCUCGCGGGGUGCAAAAACUUUUUAUUGGUAAUUUGCCGUGGACAAUUAGCACAAAAGAGCUGCAAGCUUACUUUUCAAAGUAUGGUCAUGUCCAAUCAUCAAACGUUAUCUAUGACAAGACGACAGGCCUAAGCCGUGGAUACGGAUUUGUUGUUUUCAGCUCCAGAGAUGGAUACAGCAAUGCUACGAAUAAGGCUUAUCAUUCAUUGGAAGGACGAGUACUGGAUAUCCAACUAGCAUCAUCUUAGAAUGUAAAAUAUAGUAUAAUAUACAAAUACAAACAUACAAAUUUGAUAAAA